UAGUUGGGGUGGCCUACAGAGAGUGAAGGUUUCAUGCACAGGAUCAAAAAGCCACGCAUGCCUGCCUAUUCCACUACAACCUCGGUUCGGACUUGACUCAGCGGCAGGGAGUCAAAGAAAGGACAUAUCCGGGGCUCCAUUAGAAGAGGACGACCUACCAGGUUUCCCUCGAUUUAUUUCCCGAUUUGGUCCAUCCAUGCACCUGCUCCAAUAAUAUCCCCAUUCGAGCUUUCAUGCCAACAAGUAGUGCUGUUUGAACCGUGCCUGUCAUGUGAAGCCCACAGAGGCCAUGUUUUGAGCAUAAUGUGGAGAAAAGAGAAACGCCCAAGCAAGUAGCACAAUACUAAGAUCUGGUCCAUGUUCGGCUAUCUGCACGCACUCCUUGUCUCUCAUCCGUCGUCCACCACGCGAGAAGGGAAUUCUUCGUUAUCAUCUUGUGAGAGAGGAAAUCGUUUGUCAAUACAUACAUACACACACAUAACAUUGAACUAUUUCCCGACGGAUUGGAGGGUGAGAUAAGGUUGGCCAUUGGCUCCUCAUGCGUGCAUGCAGAAGGCAUUCAUGCCCUGUGGUUGUGUGAGUGGCUGGUGACCUCCGACCGAGUCUGUGGCUGAUGGCUGUGGCUGAGCCAAAUGGUGCCUGAUGAUUAAUUAGCCCGCAAAGAGUUCUGCUGUUCGUUCCUCCUGUUAUUGCUUGAAGACACUGAUAAUCGCCCCCGAUAGAUACACUGACUACUAGUCAUGACGAUUUCCACCCAACAUCAAGAUGAUUGUUCCCCAUGAUGAGGCCGUCGAGUCCAAUUUGAUCGCAGACCACACCCCGAGGAGCAAGAUGUCGUUCAAUUCCCGCUAUAAGGUGCCCAACACGUCUUCGUUGGUGUCCCGCUUCUUCAUCGAGUUCUUUGCUAUACUCAUCCUGGUGUAUCCCAUGCUCCACAUCUAUGUCUUUCUCCAAGGCGAUAUGGAGCCCUAUAAGCGGGGCUUCUUCUGCAAUGACAACUCUAUCAAGUAUCCCAACUUACCCGAGGAGAUCACCGUGGGCGAGUGCGUGCUCAUUUGGUCGUGCAUCGUCAUUUUGCUGGUGCCGGCCAUCGAAUUUCUGCACAUCACCGUUUUCGAACACUCGGAAGGACCGCGGGUUUGGCGGAUCCCGUGGGUCUUUAUCGAGCUUUAUCGAGUGUUGGGAUACUUUGCCUUGGGCGCUCUCUGCACCUUGUUGACCACGGAGAUGGCCAAGUACAAGAUUGGCCGAUUGCGGCCCUACUUCCUGAGCGUUUGCCAAGUCCCCUUGGACGAGGCGACCUGCAAGGAUGAGCACGGCAAUUACAAGUAUGUCAUCGACUAUGACUGUGAGGGGGAUGACCAUGAAGUGCGAGAGGCGAGCAAGUCCUUCCUGUCCGGACAUUCGUCGUUUUCUUUCUACUGUGCCGCCUUUCUCGUGGUCUACAUUCACGCUCGCUUAUCACGGUUGCCUACCUCGGAACCGAAGAAGCCCUUUCGCACAUUCAAGAUCAUCUUCCGAGGCCUCAAAAUCGUCCGCCCCUUUCUUCAGUUUGGCAUCUUCUGCCUGGCCUUCUACAUUGCUCUGACGCGGAUUUCCGAUUACAAGCACCAUCCCGGAGAUGUGGUCAUGGGGGCCUUCGUGGGGCUGUGCUUUGCGAGUAUCAUCUUGUUCUUCCUCAUGGAUUUGUUCAAUCGUCCUCGGGUGUUCAAGAUGGAGGUGUUGAACUCAAUGAUUGCGGAUAGCAUGGACGGAUUGCCACGAUCCGGCGACGCCAAUGGAGCCACACCCUUAAGAAAUAUGUCUAAUUCCGCCCAAAGCUCCCGGCAGAGGAGUCCGCCCGAAAGACAAACCGAAGCUGAUGAAGUGGUGGAUAUAAGUCACAUGCAUCGAAAUAGGGAAUAAAUGUUUGCAUGGGUCUGAAAUAACCCAGGCCUAGUCUCGGCCUUGAAACACUCGCGACCGAUGCAUCUUUGAUCACAUCUUCUAAGUCUGCAAACUUUUCUUUUCGUUCUACCCAUGCCCAAACUGCAUGGGCCAACUGAACCUCCGGUCGCCUUUUCUAAUAAUGAACAACUACCUGAUUUCCGCCUCCAAACUUGAUAGUUCAACGUCCCAAUAAUCCGACAUCAAUGAGUCGGUCAAGAUACUCCGAUCUCGGGUAGUUAGGAGCUCCGACCUUCAUAAUUUGUUGAUUAUCUAUAUACUCAUCGGAAUUGUUGUGCCAAUAAAAAAUACACAACACAUGA
Molecule: messenger RNA, 2249 nt
Organism: Tigriopus californicus
Lineage: Eukaryota; Metazoa; Arthropoda; Copepoda; Harpacticoida; Harpacticidae
Product: phospholipid phosphatase 3-like
Exons: 1
Coding region: 766-1905 (379 amino acids)
Biological process (GO): phospholipid metabolic process; signal transduction; phospholipid dephosphorylation
Molecular function (GO): phosphatidate phosphatase activity
Source: RefSeq, a predicted model, not a curated record